Messenger RNA from Cyphomyrmex costatus, 1291 nucleotides. RefSeq names its product cell growth regulator with RING finger domain protein 1. The record is from RefSeq and is a predicted model, not a curated record. NCBI's taxonomy places the organism in Eukaryota, Metazoa, Arthropoda, Insecta, Hymenoptera, Formicidae. The transcript is spliced from 6 exons. Gene Ontology annotation, biological process: negative regulation of cell growth. Bases 1 to 1161 code for a protein of 386 amino acids.
AUGACGGCGAUCCUGGUGUCCGUGGCGGAGCUGUCCAACAUAUUCUCGGUGCUCGCCGUGCUGAUAUGUUUCUGCGGGGUCUUCCUCUUUAUCAUGAGGAACAUGAUGGUUCUACGUGUCCACGGCGACGACUUGAUGUUUGGUGGCGGCAGCGGCGUGAUAACGCAUUCGCCGCGCAUACCGCAAAUGGAGAUGAUGAAGGUCCACAUUCCCUUCACCUUCAAGCUUCAUGAGAGCUUCAAGAGCACGUACGCCGAGGUGGAGUGCGAGGUGUCUAGCCAAGUGGAAUACUCGCUGCAGGCGAUCUGGGGCGUCUGCAUAAGAGAGCUACAUCUAGCGCUCUGGAAACCCUGGAGCACGUUACGAGACGCGUCCCUGAAUGGGACCCUUCUACAGGGCCACGCUCAGUAUCUCACGCCGCCACAAACUAGACAGCCGCACGGUGAGGAAACAUUGAGACUAUCUUUACCAGCUCCUGAACUCGAGCUCGGCACUCCGCCGCGGCUCUGCUAUCCUCUGGUAAUUUUCCUUACUCGAAGAGAUAAUCGGGAUCCUCAUCCUGACGAAACCGUGGCCCUAGUGAACGUCGUUCACAUUAAAGACAGCGUGUGCACUUUGCCGACUUCGAUUCUAGCGCAGUAUUUGAAGCAGGCAAACGGCCAACUGUCUUGUUUAAAGCAAUUGUACCUAGCCACGGGCAACUCGAGCAAUUACGACGAGAGCGACGCGAUGUCGUCGGCUGGUCUAGGCUCGCCAGCCCUGGCGCUCGCUGAACCGUGCAAUAACAACGAUACCAGCAGCGCCGGCGCCGGCGGUCGCGGUGCCUUGGUGGCAUCCGGCCAGAGUGGCGACCAGGAGGGCGGCUCGCUUUGGAACACCGCAGGCGAGCAGCUCUGCGUCGUCUGCCAGUACUUCCCGCUGUCACGUGCCCUACUACCAUGCCGACACACUUGCAUUUGCGCUUCGUGCUUCGGCAAGCUGGACCGGUGCCCGAUGUGCCGCAGCCCGAUCAAGAGCUACUUCUGCAUACGCAGUGAGGAGUACAUGCCACCGGAGAAGGAAAUCAACCCGUGCAAGCAACGUCAGCCUAGCCACGGACCUACCCAUUGGCUCCACGAUUGGAAUGACCGGCUCACCGAUUUCCUCGGCUUUGCCCGAUAGAAAUACCACUAUCACUAAGGUCGCACGUUUUAUAUAAGUAAACGUCAGGUCGGCAGACUUUUUGUUUAAUAUAUACAUAAUUUCUGCAGAUUUAUUCCUACGUAAAUUCCAGCUAUUAGCAGCUAUUAAC